Messenger RNA from Prorocentrum cordatum, 683 nucleotides. The record is from the annotation of a GenBank genome assembly. NCBI's taxonomy places the organism in Eukaryota, Dinophyceae, Prorocentrales, Prorocentraceae.
CCCGCGGCCGGCGCGCGCCUGCCUCGGCAUUUUUAUUUUGCUGGGUGGGGGGCGGUUGCCGCCUCUGCCGCCCGUCCAACGGCGCGCGCGCGCGAAGCAACCAUCUUCGCCAUUCGACGGGCGAGCAGGCCAGUCCGCGCGUCGAGGGGCCAACUCUGCGCGAUGAUGACACUUGUGCACUCCAUGCUGCUGCUCAGUGCGAUUGUCUGCGAGUUGUCCACGGCAGUCCAGCUGCAGUGGCACGAGCCAUUGGAGCGGGGCGUGAAGAUCUCGCCGCAAGAGUUGGCCGAUUUGGGAAAUAGGGCCGAGCAGGAUGCUCGGGCGCAGGUGGCGGCCCAGCGCGGCAAUGUUUCUCUCGCGCCCGAAUGCUUCUCUUGCGCGCAGAAAGAUUACGUUGCGCCGUGCCCGUCGGGCUGGGAGGUGGCGAUUGGCAGAAUGUGCACGGCGCCGUCGGGUUAUGGUGGAUACUGCCGGGCAGAACUGUCGUUCGACGGAGAGUCAGCUGCAACCAAGCGGGAGGCCGAAAUUGCUUGCGGCGUGUGUUGGCCAUGCAGCCAAUAAACGCCCUCGCGUCGACAGGUGCCAAAUGCGCGCAGCGCGGCCAGCAGCCUCGGCCCGCAGCCUGCGACACAUUCUUUCGCGAUGCACGCGGAGCGUCUUGCGCGCGCGGGGCCCGAUCCGAG